UUAAAUUUCAAAACGAUUGCUCAUAGAAGGAUCAAUUCAUAGUAUGAUUCACCAAAUGAUUUAGUUAUUUGUAUAGGAUUGUAUAAUCUGAGCUUUGUCUUGCGUUUCUUUUCAGGAAAUAUUCAGCAUGUCCUCGGAGUAUUCCUUCUGCGGCGAAGGAGGUUUCGACGAGCUCUCGAGCUCUUCUGAUUCCGGCUUCGACGUCAGCUUCGAAUCACCGAAACACGAAAUCCAAUCGGAUAAUCUGUUUCCACCGCUAAAAGAAGAGAAACGCAAGAAGCCUCGAAACACGAGGUGCAAAAGUCCUACACAGGUGCUCAGGCUGAAAAGGACGCGUCGGAUAAAGGCGAACGAUCGCGAACGUCACAGGAUGCACACAUUGAACGACGCGUUGGAACGUCUGAGGAUGGCAUUGCCGACGUUUCCGGAGGACACGAAGCUGACGAAAAUCGAGACCCUUCGGUUCGCCCACAACUACAUCUGGGCGCUGUCUCAGACGUUGGGAAAUUCCGAGACGGGUGAGAUCACUGUGAACGUGGGCAACGUGACGGUGAGCAUCAGCGAGAACGGAAAUAUGAUCACCUCUUCGACCGGAAGCUGUGCGGUGGCGGCACAGAAACGUCUCGGACCGUCGCACGCGAACUUCCCUUAUCCCCAAGAACGAUUCGUUCCCGAAUGGCAGGAGUACGACUGCUACAGCGAUCAAAGUGUCAGUCCACCGAUGCAGUAUCAACCCUGUUUCGAUCAGAGGAUGUAUCACACGCAGCAUCAACUACCGACUCCACAUCAUAUGGGACCGAAUAACAUGUAUCAGUGUCUUUAGAAAGUUCCCGGUGAAUGGUGUACCCGGAAACUGCGAAGGGUGACAUUUUUAGUACAGCUAUGCCUGGUUGGUGCUCGUAGAUUUUGGUCGAUACAAUUAACGCUAUGAAAUAGUGAGGUCGAGGACUGAGGGCUGUGGAUGUUCACCGGAUGUAAGUCCCAAAUCUGCAACCACUAACCGAGUAUUAAUAUAAGAAAGAGCAAGGAGAUAGUACAAACUUCGGUUACAAGAACGAGGCAGGAGAAUGAUGAAAGGGAUGUGGAUUACGAAAGAAGAAUCUUAUGGACUGAUUUGCAGAUAAUUUCGAAGUUUCGUAUAAGGGAUGAAAAUUCUCGUAAAAUAUGUAAGGUAAUAGAGAGUGGUAUGAGUCAUCGCCGCCAUUGUAUCGUUAUAACGAGCCACGAUUCUUUGGGGUUGCCGUAAUUCGGCGAUGAUCUUGAUAUAAAAGUGUGCACGAAUUUUAGUAAAUCGAAACUUCGAAGCAUUCCAUAAUUUCCAUAAUUUAUAUACAGAAGCCAGUGAUCGAAAACCAAAGAAUUUACAUCCGCAGUCAUUUACCAGAUAGUAUGAAUCCAUAGUUUUAUGAAUCUUUCAAUGACACACCCUUCGAAAUGUCAAAGAACGUACUUAUUACAAUUUACAAGUGAAUUAUAUGUAAAUUGUGUCUCGGUCGUACUGUACUCGAAAUCAUGCAAGUGUGUUGAUUGGAGUUUAAUUCGUGUAAUUGUACAAAGAGUAGGCUAACGUACAAAAUGAUCGUUAUUUACUUUGUAAGAGAGCAUUCUAUUUGCAACGAAUUACUAGGAUUAAGGUUAAAGUUAGCACGAUCGUGGCUAGGAUUUUAAUUUCGAUUGGUCUCGUUUAUCUGUAAACGCAUCCCGUAUAUAAUUAUGUAAGCACGUACUAAAGAAAAUCGCGUUCCUUUUCUUUUCUAGUCAUCGAUGCUCUUAGGUUGAUCUCGAACGUUUGAUCUCACCCCCUUUGUUUCUAGAAUAUUUUAUUAUUUAAGCACACCUCUCCGUCAGUGCUCUUAUCGGAUCGUGAAAUCACCGAUUCAGGGAAUAUAUAUUGUACAGAAUUUAUAUCUUAUCAAUAAAUCAUAUUUUACCUAAUUGUUUACCAUUCAAUACUUUCACCUCCACAAUUGAAUAAAUGCUAAUAUUCCUGACUAUAAAUUCAAAAGUUACGAAAUUAAAGUUUGCUACCAUAUAUUUAAUUUUACUCGCUCACGAUUUGCAAGAGCGAUGAUAGAUAAGCCACGUUUUCGAUCAGUAACAAAGUCAUCGUCGAAAGAGGGUAAACGAAUACGCAAACACGAUGCAGAGCGAUUAAACGGUUAUCGUUUCACGAACGAGCAUGCUCGAGCCACUUUGCAGGAAUGAAGUCCUGUUGAAGAAUGAAGGAGCACGUGCCAGGACACGUGUCUUUUGUAGAAAUCACCGCGGGACAGAUGUAUCGGCAAAUCGCGUUGAAAUUACUCCUACCCGCCUAAUCCGACGGAUUACCCGAGGAACGUGACUCUGAAAUGUUCGAAAUCGGUUGGACAAUCGAAAAAAAUUUUACCUGCUCCUUCAGCCCUCAUCCACGAUUUUCUCUGAAAUUGUAAUUUGUGUUUCCCUACUUCUGAAAUGGGGUUGGAAUAGAAUUUCGAUCAGGGAAUCAAAACAAGAAUCACGCAAUUUUCAUGCACGAGGAACAUACGUGAAUCGGAAGAUCGAUAGGAAAAUAUUAUUUUUCCAUCCUGAAUUCAACAGUCCAACGGUUAUUUUGAUAGUUCCCGCCCUGUUUGCUCUUCAUUUGAUCGAUCCAGUUCACCUAUUUAUUUUUCUAACACUUAGCCAUCGUGUCACUAGAAUGGAACACCCACUUGUUCUUGUUAUGGAAAUUAUUUUCCGAGUAUGGUGCUACUUGAUCGAUCGAUUUUCAUUUGCAUUUAUGAACCAUCGAAUUACUCGAAAUUUUCCAAGAAUAAUCGGCAGUGAUCGGGCCGAUAUCGAUACGUAUUGAUAACGUCAAUCAAAUCAAAGUAUAACACCAAAUCAAUACUUUUGAUUUUGGAAAUAAUAUGUCCAAUUUCUCAUCGAACAGACAAAUAAGAUAUUUUUGCUUAUAGGAGACGUUUAACCGGUUGAUCAAUAAUUUCGUAUACAAGACCUAUUUGCAAACAAGCUGCAAGCUGCGACGAAUCCGUUAGCACGCUCGAUCGUUUCCCCAAAUCUCGCCAAUAAUGGUAAUGCUUCAAUGGAACCAUUAUGUCGGCGACAUAUAACUGUGUGCACAGCCACGACAGACGGCCGGGAUGCGUAAAGGUGUUGGAUUUUGGGGGGAUUCAAUCAGUUUUUGCCGUGGACACUGCGCCCCGUAACUGCUUCCACCCAUAGGGGUGCG
Messenger RNA from Osmia bicornis bicornis, 3211 nucleotides. It is a transcript of the gene tap, whose product is annotated as basic helix-loop-helix neural transcription factor TAP. The record is from RefSeq and is a predicted model, not a curated record. The transcript has 2 exons. Bases 128 to 823 code for a protein of 231 amino acids. NCBI's taxonomy places the organism in Eukaryota, Metazoa, Arthropoda, Insecta, Hymenoptera, Megachilidae. Gene Ontology annotation, molecular function: protein dimerization activity.